GGACUUCCGUGACGGCAGAUGACGCCAAAUGGGUUCCAAUUGCAAUGAAAUGCUCGGCAAGCUGUCACUGCGAAAUAUACAACAACAUCUCGCACAUCAGGAUGCCUUCCUACAAGAUCAACAACCAGCUUUUUGAACUCUCCCCCCUGAAGGAUGCAACCUACUGGAAGUUUCUCACACGAAGAAAGCUUUCCGACAUGCACAAUGACUGCCAUCCAGCUCAUGUCCGUGAAAACCGGGUGUACAAGCCUGGUCGAAAUGAGGAGCAAAGUCAGUGGAUUCCGGGUCCCUAUACUGUCGAGCACAUUCGAAUUCAGUGUUUGCCGGUAACUGAAAAGACAAUUUGUCCAUCGCGGCGCAAAAAGGCUCCUGGACGCUCUAAGUAUACACCUGGAGUCUGUCCACCUGCAGGCUUACUCCAACAGGCACCGUCAACAUGCUUACCGCUUGAAACCUUGAUGAGGCCAGAUUUGCCACAACAAAGCGAGACAGGAGUACCAGAGGAAGUGCCCAAUCAAACAACAGGGUGCUACACAAUGAUCUUCUCACCUAUGAGCCCCGGUUUCGGUCAAGAUACUUGCUCAGGUGAUAUUGACGAUCUGACGCGUUGUUACGCCAGCUACUUUCAAUCUGCUGAUCCCUCGAGCUCAUUGCAACCACCAUCGCAGGAGACGGAAAGCAUGGACGAGCUACUGCGGGAGAUCGGGAUGUUGGCACAAGAGGUCGGUGGCGGUCCUUCUACUGGUGAUGAUUCUAGCCAAGCAAAGGAUGAUGACAAGCGCAAGAUUGCACUUGGAUAUCUCUAACGGCAGUCGCCAACAUCAACAUUCUCGCCAUCUGAGCCUACAGGGGCGAAAAGUGGCCUGAUUCUCUUCUACUUCAGGCCUUUUGGCUUGUCCGAGGACUUUGUUAACCCAAUUGCAACAGCAUUAUUAUCUCUUAAAUUUUCCAAAUUUGCAGUUGCAAGCGAUGCUCUAGCGUGCUUUGUAUUGUGCUUGUGCCGGUCUUCAUCUCGUCACUUGGCCUGUGACUGUUAGUCCAUGUGACUAAUGGUCCAUGUGAUUGAUGGUCCAUGUGUCUAAUAGUAAGAAUGAGCAGACUGUAGAGCUAGGCGUUGGAGAGUGUAAAGAAGAGCAGAAGUGAGGUCUGCUAUUAGUCCCGAAGGAAUUAUGAUACUGUUGUCUAAGAGGUACUGAGCAGUGCAUUACCAGUAUGGGCUGCAGUAGCAAGAAGCACCUCGUCACGAGUGUCGAGCCCUUCGAUGAAGUAG
Messenger RNA from Protomyces lactucae-debilis, 1270 nucleotides. RefSeq lists its product as uncharacterized. The record is from RefSeq and is a predicted model, not a curated record. The transcript has a single exon. NCBI's taxonomy places the organism in Eukaryota, Fungi, Ascomycota, Taphrinomycetes, Taphrinales, Protomycetaceae. The coding region runs from base 45 to 806 and encodes 253 amino acids.